AUGAAGGGCGCGGGGAAACGGCCGCUGCUCCGCCCGGGCGCGGGGAGAUGGGAGGGGAGAACUGAGAGGGAGGGAGAGAGGGAGGGACGGAGCGCUUCCCGCCGUGCCCCCGCCUCUCCCCGCUCAGGGCGUCCCUCGGCGGCCGCCGGCUCAGUGCCCGCUCCGCCGGGACAUCGCUGCGGGCGGAGGGAGGCGGGCGGGGAAGGGGGAUCGGCCGCCGCGGAGUCGGGCUCAGAGCGCGACUCCCUCUGCAGCGCUCGCUGGCUGCCCGGGCGGGAGCCGCGAUCCCCGCCGGCCUCGCCGCUCCGGCUCCGUCCCUCCCUCACCGCGAUCCCCGCGGUCCGCCCGGCCCGGCCCGGCCCGGCGCGGCCGCCGCUCCCCAGCCCCGCGCAGGCGGCCUCCCCUACCCACAAGGCCCCGCUGCGAGCGGCGCAUUGCUCGGCGCUCACUCACCGCCCCACGAUAACCCUGAGCUCAGCGGGGCAGCGGCCGGGCCCGGGCGGGGCGGCCGCGCAGGGAGAGGGCUCUCUGUGUUCGGGCACAGGGAACUCACUCUGCCCGCGCACCGUGAAACACGCGGGGAAAAAGCAAAACCAAAAGCCUCCCGACAUUAGAGAAAGUGUGCAAGCAGCGUUUCCGGUAGAGCAGCAGUGCUCAGGGCUUUCUUGGAUGCGCUGUGAAGACAGAAGUGAAGCUGUGAAUCGAGGUUAAUUGAAAUGCUCACGUGAUGGUGAUGUGCCAGAUUCCCUGCUGUAAGUCUCAGGAGGAAAUUUGCAGUAAGUGUAGCUUGGAGAGUAAGGACAAAAUGACCUUGGCUUUUCCUUUGCCACUUUCUGCAUUUAGGUGAAGUUUAGGGCUCUGUGGCCCAUAGGUGUAAGUUGGCAGUUUGAGAGGGUGCUGUGAUUUACAAAAUCCUCCCCAUUGUGCUGUCAGUAGGCUGUUUAUGCCUCACAGUACCUUAGAGCAGAGGAGGAUUUCUGACACUCUUCUUUCUGCUGUGAGCAUUAUCUCCAGCGCUU
Molecule: messenger RNA, 1019 nt
Organism: Corapipo altera (White-ruffed manakin)
Lineage: Eukaryota; Metazoa; Chordata; Aves; Passeriformes; Pipridae
Product: translation initiation factor IF-2-like
Exons: 2
Coding region: 1-711 (236 amino acids)
Source: RefSeq, a predicted model, not a curated record